Molecule: messenger RNA, 1677 nt
Organism: Drosophila pseudoobscura
Lineage: Eukaryota; Metazoa; Arthropoda; Insecta; Diptera; Drosophilidae
Gene: RYBP
Product: ring and YY1 binding protein
Exons: 2
Coding region: 311-763 (150 amino acids)
Biological process (GO): positive regulation of DNA-templated transcription
Cellular component (GO): nucleus
Molecular function (GO): DNA binding; transcription coregulator activity
Source: RefSeq, a predicted model, not a curated record
CUAAGGGUCGGACGGGAGUCCGACGGUCCGCGGUCACACUGGCAGAAAGUUUUUUCACAACAAAAAACCUCCGAAUAAGAUCUAAUUAACCAUCCAAUGUUUGUUGGUAGCAUUAAGAAACGCUUCUAAGCAAGUUGUGCGUGUGUGCCAGAAGGCUGCACCCCAGAAUUGCCAGCAUUUGCGCUGCGUUUCGGCAGCCACAACAACAGCAGCAAUAGCAGCAGCAGCAGAGGCAGCAACAACAACGGUGGAAAAGGAAAAUUCAGCCCAGCUGCAUUUCACUUAAUCGCCACCACAGGCAGUUUCUAUUAUGGACAAGAAAUCAUCGCCCGUGCGACGACAAAAGCGCCAAGCGAAAGUGAUUGAAGACAACUUUUGGGACUGCAGCGUCUGCACGUACAGGAACUCGGCCGAGGCGUUCAAGUGCCGCAUGUGUGACGUGAGGAAAGGAACCUCCACGCGAAAGCCUCGCCUGAACUCGGCGCUAGUCGCACAGCAGGCAGCCACACUGCCCGGAGCCAGCGGAAACAUGCCCAACGGUAAAUCCGCCUCCAGUUCACGGCACGGGAGUGGACAUGACAGGCAGCGCCACAAAAGAUACCCGGCCCGAUUGAAGAACGUUGAUCGCUCCACGGCGCAGACACGAGAGGUUACCGUCAACUCCGUCACCGUCUUCAUCACAGAGUACAAGGCGAAGCCGGUGAGCAGCCGGCGCGAGUCCAGCGAGCAGAGCUUCAGCGAGAGCAACGACAGCCGGAGUUAAUUUGCGGCCCGUUGCCAGCCCAAGCCCGUGCUACCUUUUGAUAUUGUGCGCCACGAUUCCCCAGGCCCCGACCCGCCCUGCCUCUUUCCCUCGUCUAAGUGUACAAGUAACAAAUUGUAAAUUCUAACUGUUAGGCCCGAAACAUAUGUAAAUCGAAAUCACCAUAAGUUAUUGAGUAUUAGGCAACGUUCGAAGCCCCCCGGUGCAUGGCUUCAGCGACUUCCAGCCCUGGCCAGUAGGGGGCAAAAACAGAGCGGGACAAAAGAUAGUAACGCAUUUACACGACCCUCUGCAGCCCCCUGCGAAUGUGCUACCCCUGUAUAUAUUCUACCAACAGAUACUGUAUGUAUCCAUCUCGUAUUGUAAUUCUAAUUCCUAAUUUAUUAUCGCUGAAUGCAUAUUCUGUAUAUGUAUGUUUUAUCAUGUAUAUUUUCGACAAGGAUAUCGUUUAUUUAAUAAGUUUUCAAUUAAAAUAUGAUUUAAAGAAAGCUAAUCUCGCUGUUAAGAGUGAAUCUGUGUGAAGUCCAAUCACCCGCAACAUGGUUUUGUGUGUUAGUAACCGCUUUUUUUUAAUACUAGGCAAUGCUGCUGUCUACGAGGAGAGGAGAAGAUAUAUCGAUGUAGCAUGGUUAUAGACAAUUUGAUAAUUUUAAUUCUUUUGUAUACAAGACUGAUUAAUAGUUACCACAAAAUAAAACACAGAUGCAUGCAUGCAACCUCCAAAGGACCCAGGCCACACUCCAGGUUCUAUUUUGUUCACAUAGGCAACCCUCCAAGCAAACAAUAGAAAAAUACUCGAACGAAUAACAAUACAAGUUUUGUACUUAGCAGAGCCCCAAAGGCUCUUCUCCGCCAUAUACCUAAUUAGAAAACGAAAACGAUGAAUUUUGAUAUAUUAAAUAUUGGAUAAAGGA